This is a messenger RNA of Diatraea saccharalis (sugarcane borer), 2601 nucleotides long. NCBI's taxonomy places the organism in Eukaryota, Metazoa, Arthropoda, Insecta, Lepidoptera, Crambidae. The record is from the annotation of a GenBank genome assembly.
AUGGCUGCAUCCCAUUUGGAGACUCCUCAGGACCGGAGACCCGGGACGGACCACCCUUCCGCCCCGCGUCAGUCCGCCACUGCCAGUGUUAGGGCGCUUGUGCACUACACUGAAUUUUCAGGUCCGGCGGUCCGAUUUUUUCCUGUCCGGAAUGACAUGAAAAAACCGGAAAUAGUUACACAUACCCGCUCCCCCCAGCGCAGGGGCUUUAUGUGGGACUGCUCUUGCGGUUCCACCUUCGAAGGGACUAGACAAGAAGCAGGAGUUUACCUCCCUCGCACGCGGCCGAUGCACGGGACCGGCCCGAGGGCCAUACACCGUGCGGUUCGCCCCCAUUUCGACCCGCAGGUCCGUCUGCGGGUUGUGGGUGCAACUCAGAGACAUUCGAGAUACACCCCCGAAAAAGGGCGGGAGCGUGCAAUGCUUGACCAGGCGGAAGAACCACUGGUGAUCGUAGCUAUACGCAUAGUGUUCGAGUUUAUAUGGACAGUCCUACGAGUGGACUGUGAGAUUGUGAAGGCUUUAUACAAGUGGAUAUUGCCGUCGGAGCCAAAAGAUGUCUCUGAAGAUGUAAUACUGAUUACUGGCGCUGGACAUGGAAUGGGUCGAGAGGUGGCAUUACGUUUCGGUCGGCUUGGUGCCACCGUUGUUUGUGUCGACAUCAAUGCAGCUAACAAUGAGGAAACCGCUAAAAUGAUCAAAAAUGAAAAAGGAAAAGCAUUCCAUUAUGUAUGUGACGUCACGGACCGCGCAGAAGUAUUUCAGUUGGCUGACAAGGUGCAACGAGAAGUGGGUGACGUCACCAUCUUACUAAACAACGCAGGCAUCAUGCCCUGCAAGCCCCUACUGAAGCAAUCCGAGAAAGAGAUCCGUACUAUGAUGGAUAUUAAUGUCAAUGGAAUCCUUUGGGCUCUCCAAGCAUUCUUACCCGCCAUGUUAGAAAAUAAUAACGGGCAUAUAGUCUCCAUGUCAUCUAUGGCCGGGCUGAUGGGUCUACGCAACAUCGUGCCGUACUGUGGCUCUAAGUUCGCAGUCCGGGGUAUAAUGGAAGCUCUCGCUAUGGAACUACAUGAAGACCGUAGUAAAGCAACGAAUGGGAUUAAAUUCACCACAAUUUAUCCUACUAUGGUGAAUACUGGACUCUGCCACAAUCCUCGGAUCCGCUUCAAGGGGCUCACUGACAUGGUGGAGAAAGAAUUUGCUGCGGACCAAAUUGUGGACGCCAUAAGAAGGGAAUACCUCGAGAUCACAAUACCUAGCGAUCUGUACUAUGCUAAUAAGUUCAUAUUCCGUAUACUGCCUUACAAAGCUGCCUUGUUGAUGAACGAUUUCUUUGGAACUGGUCUAGAUCCACACGAUUAGAAGGUCAAACUGGAUAUAUAGAUAAGCGAAAGUGCAUUUGUUUUUUUGUGUAAAUAAAAUGGUCAUUAUGUUAACAGAUUGUUAUGCUGAAACAUUUAUUUUCAUUGAAAAUUUAUUUUAUAUUACUUUUGUGAGAAAAUUCUAGUGUUAAACUUCAUUAUGAUGAACUCAAGAUACCGACUCUAAAAAUUUCUGCGUGUAGAGGCCACGUUCCAUUUUUUUAAGUAUAUAAACAUAACGCGAUCCUUACAUACAUUACAAUAUACAUCAUUAUUGGCACCUGACAUGGUAUAUCUAUUGAAUAGUUAUCUAUAAUAUAACUAUCGAUAUAGAAUUGUUCAUUCAAGGAGAAAAUACGUAAUUAGGAUUGUACCAAGAUAUAUCUUCAUGUGACAUACCUCAUUUUUAAACGUGGUUCUACAUUUCAAAUUUGCAGAAUCAAUCACAAAAUAUUUCACUUAUGUACUUUGUUAACAAAGUUCUUGGAAAACAUGCUGUGAUAUAUUUUUAUUUUUUUGGACGAAAUUAAAAAACGUAACGUAGCUUCAAUAAUAUAGUUAGUUGCCAAAGUAUCAAUUAAAUGGAGAUUUUAAUAGUCGAUAUUGAAUUGAAACUGUCAAUUUCAAGGGCGUCCAUUAAUCAGGUGAGGCUCGAAAGAGUUAUACAUCACGAGUAUUUAUUUUUUCCUCAAACGCGCGAUUACUUAACCCAAAAGCGACGUCAAAAAUUGAGAUUUUUUAAGCACUAAAAAUACAUGUGCUUUGGGUAGAGAGGGGGGGAUUAUAAAAUGCUAAAAAACAUCACGUGAUUAAUUGACAGUUCCGAGAUAAUUUCAAAAAUAAAUAGAGCAUGUAAUAGAGUAAGACGGAGCAAGUGGUUUUAUCACUAAACUUCCUAAUUCAUUUGCAUUUUUUUCCGAAGAAGUUGUGGUUAGACUUAAUAAAAUAUGACAACUUAAUUUUUGGUACAAAUUUCAUUAUGUUACAAAACAGAACCAUAUUUGGGCGAUCUCCUAUAUCAAAUGUAAGAAGUUUAAUAUGGAUUUUAUCAUAAGCAUUUAUUUAUCUGUCAGUACAGCUUAUUUAUAAUAAACAUAAUCAAAUUUAUUUACACGCUAAUUAACUAUUAUGGAUUAUCUAAUUAAUGUAAGUAAGUAAUGACUUAUGAUAAGAUACAGAUACGAAGUGUUGUGUAACAAUAAUAGUUAUUUUAUACUCAUUUUUAAGUAAUAAAACAUUC